This is a messenger RNA of Cuscuta campestris, 1273 nucleotides long. Lineage: Eukaryota; Viridiplantae; Streptophyta; Magnoliopsida; Solanales; Convolvulaceae. The record is from the annotation of a GenBank genome assembly.
AUGCCACGUGGCAAUUCAAUAAUCCAAUUCCUUUAUCCAUCAACAUUCAAGAUAAGCCCCCUCCCAAUUCACAUCCUCAGUUCGACCCUUUCUUCCUUCAAUUCAGAAUGGCGGCUUCCGUCUGCGCGUCGCCUACAAUCGCCGCCGUGGCUCUCUCUUCCACCAGUUCCCGGUUAAAGGCUAACAAUCCUUUCCUCGCCGGGAGAAGAGUGGAGACGAGAAAGUUAGCUGCUCCGGCCGCCACGUCGUCGAGAUCGUCUACAGUGCGUGCGGUGGCGGCCGAUCCCGGCAGACCCAUCUGGUUCCCUGGCAGCACCCCUCCUCCCUGGCUUGAUGGCAGCCUCCCUGGAGACUAUGGUUUUGACCCUCUUGGUCUUGCAUCUGAUCCGGAAAGCUUGAGAUGGAACCAGCAGGCAGAGAUUGUGCAUUGCAGAUGGGCAAUGUUGGCCGCGGCGGGCAUUUUCAUCCCGGAGAUGCUCACAAAGGUUGGGAUUCUGAACACUCCUUCGUGGUACACCGCCGGCGAGCAACAGUACUUUGCCGACACGACGACUCUCUUCGUCGUCCAGCUGGCACUCAUCGGUUGGGCAGAGGGGAGGCGGUGGGCAGACAUAGUGAAGCCGGGCUGCGUGAACACGGAUCCCAUCUUCCCCAACAACAAGCUCACCGGAACUGACGUGGGUUAUCCGGGCGGGUUAUGGUUCGACCCGCUGGGUUGGGGAGGCGGGCCCGGUUCUUCCCCGGAGAAGAUCAAGAAGUUGAGAACCAAGGAGAUCAAGAAUGGGAGGCUAGCCAUGUUGGCUGUCAUGGGUGCAUGGUUCCAGCACAUAUACACAGGAACUGGACCUAUUGAUAACCUCUUGGAUCACCUGUCUGAUCCUGGUCAUGCCACUAUUUUCGCUGCUUUCACCUCCAAGUGAAGCUGGAUGGGAGAAGCCAUCAAAGAGAUCAUCUUGUCGCAUCGGAGAACGCGGCGUCAUAAUCAGAGCAAGAAGAUGACAGCUAUGAUAACAAUGGUGUUCUUUUAGACAAUGAAAUCUGGUUUAUAACAUAUUAUUAUGCUGUGUUUUGUACAAAUAAAAGUACUCUAUAUAUUAUACAAGUAUAAAUUAGAAUAUACUCCCUCCCACCUUACCACCUAAGUAUAUGUGGUUUAAGUAUAUUUUCACUCCAUAAUUUGAUCAUACGAUGAAAUUACGUUUGGUCGCCCAAAUGUGAUCCCAACUUUCUCAAGAACACAUCAAAUAUUAUGGAGUAAAAAUGUUCUUUGUAU